This is a messenger RNA of Exophiala oligosperma, 2240 nucleotides long. RefSeq lists its product as uncharacterized. The record is from RefSeq and is a predicted model, not a curated record. The coding region runs from base 367 to 1680 and encodes 437 amino acids. NCBI's taxonomy places the organism in Eukaryota, Fungi, Ascomycota, Eurotiomycetes, Chaetothyriales, Herpotrichiellaceae. The transcript has a single exon. Gene Ontology annotation, cellular component: cytosol.
UCUGGAUCGGCAAACCCUCCCCGUUUCAGGUGCAGCAUAGAUAUACUCCAUCCACCGCCCUCCACCCUCCCCUACCAGUAUUUCUCUCGUUAACAAAAAGUAUACAACACACAACACAACAACAACAACUAGCCAGAGCCUCUGUUUUCAGGUCUCUUACUUCACAAAGACAAAGACACGGUCAAAGUUCUUUGUGUGAGACUGCUAGUACAAAGAUAACCUCCACCACCGCCAAUUCCAGCCCACCCUCCAACUAUACGACGCUGACUGUAUUCGACUGAGCAAUUAACCCUACCUCUUUCCGAAGAAUCGCAAGCUAUAUCACCCAGAGAGGACCUCGGGCCUUCACCUCCUCUCCACAUCAUAAUGGCCGACUUUGACUAUCCUCAGUCUCCAACAAUGUCUCAAGAUCGACAUAUGGGCUCCAUGGCCGCCGCUCUCAGAAUGAAGUUGGAACAUCUGCCCUCGUUAAAUAUACACAACCUCGACAUGCACCGAGCACAGCAAAUACGACUUUCCCACGAACUCAGCUCUGCCACAUCCUCCCGCUCUGCACACUCCUUCUCAUCACAGCAGUCGGACGACACCGAUGCCACAGACCUCACAGUCACACCCACCCGGUCGCGGGCCAGCACGUUUGACAAUGCAGAAAGAAUCACAUCUCCUUUAGUACAGACCGAGCCAUGCAAACCACCCUUGCGGAUAGUGCUCGGAACGGCCUCGGUGGGUUCACACCUGUCCCCUCUGGCCAAGAUCACCACCGUCGAAGACGCCUCCAAGUUCAUCAACCUAUUCCGAUCGAGGGGUUACAACGACAUCGACACUGCCAGAGCGUACCCCGUCGGUCGUGGAGGCACAUGCGAGAAACUGUUGGGAGAAGAAGAACUACGACUGGCCAAAUGGGCCAAUGUCUCAACCAAGGUGUCCAGUUUCAUGCCUGGCUCUCACCGAACCAAGAACAUCGGCCUCAGCAUCGACCGAUCAUUAGACGCCCUCAACACCGACCAGGUGGACGUCAUGUACCUCCAUGCUCCUGACCGAGCCACUCCCUUCAGGGAGACCUGUGAGGCCAUGAACAAGGCUUACCUCGAGGGCAAGUUCGAACGUUUCGGCCUCUCCAACUACUCCGUGGAGGAGGUCGAAGAGAUCGUUCGCGUGUGUGAAGAGAACGGUUGGGUGAAGCCCUCUGUCUACCAAGGCCAGUACAACCCCAUCUGCCGAGGGGGUGAGGAACGCCUGUUUGCCGUCCUUCGCGAGCACAACAUCGCCUUCUACGCCUACAGCCCGUCGGCGUGUGGCUUCUUCUCCAACAAGGUCUCUCGGGCUUCCACCAAGGACAAGAGCAGCCGAUGGAACAUUGCCUCACCUCUGGGUGCCAAAUACGCCGGCGACUACUUCCACGACCCUCUGUUUGCUGCAGCCGAGAUUGUCCGACAACAAGCCCAGAAGUACGGCAUCUCAGGCCACGCCGCCGCCCUGCGGUGGACCACGUGGCACUCGCAACUUGGUGCCGAAUACGGCGACGCAGUCAUCGUGGGUGCCUCCAAGCUCUCCCAACUCAAGGAGAACAUGGACAUUCUCGAACAGGGCCCCCUUCCCGAACCAUUGGUGGAGACCCUCAAUGGUGUCUGGGAAGACGUACGGUCAUUCGAGAAAGGCCCCCGCUUUUCUUUUGUCUAAAAACCAUCAUGUACUACACAUUUUGGGUCUUUUUACGUUUAUCGGCCUUGGGCACGACCGGUUCGAUUAUGAUGACUAUUUGGGAUUGUAAUCAUCCGGGAUCAAAUGAAAUGAACUUGACGGGGCGUUUACGAGGGAACACAUUGGUCCAGCUUGAAAGAAAAUCUUAUCUUUCGAUGUCGAUCCCUCAAGUGCUGAGAUGGAUCUUUAGUUUUGUGUCUUUUUUUUUCUAUGGGAAUGCAUUUUCUCUAUUGAAGUGGACUUUUACGAGUUCCAAAGUGUUGAGAGUACUACCAUUCGGGUACUACUACUACUACCACCUAUCAUGUGUAUGACGAUACCCUACUGUAUGUUAUGGAUAUUAUUUUGAGAAACCAGAAAAAAAGGGACCCCAAGAGCAAUGGAACACCUGUGUUCUCUGGUAGACGCAGGGUCCUUGAGACCAGAAACGAAACCACUAGCUUUAGGUAGCUCGAGGUCAGAAAAAUGGAAUUGUACAAGGACAAGCAAGAAAGCCCCGUUUCCUUUCCAACGUGAUAUGUCAAUGUCUGAAAACGGAG